This is a messenger RNA of Chelmon rostratus (copperband butterflyfish), 2279 nucleotides long. It is a transcript of the gene snx20, whose product is annotated as sorting nexin 20. Gene Ontology annotation, molecular function: protein binding; phosphatidylinositol phosphate binding. Gene Ontology annotation, biological process: protein transport. Gene Ontology annotation, cellular component: early endosome membrane. The record is from RefSeq and is a predicted model, not a curated record. Bases 166 to 1062 code for a protein of 298 amino acids. The transcript has 5 exons. Lineage: Eukaryota; Metazoa; Chordata; Actinopteri; Chaetodontiformes; Chaetodontidae.
GGAGGAGCAGUAACGCUGCAGACCGUCAGGCAAGAAGACCACGUCUCUCUGAACUCCUCUGGAUCCUCAGACCCUCCUGGAUCCUGCAGAGCAACACGGGCUCAGGCUGGUCUUCCCUCCAGACACCGUCAGGUUGAACUGCUGGAGUCGAGCUGUUCGGCUGUGAUGGCAGAACCAGAACCGGAACCAGAACCCGAGAGGGAUGCUGAGGAGCCGAUGGAGACGAACAUGAUGACUCUGGAUCCAGAUGAAGCCCCCAGUUGCUCCAGUCUAACCACUAAGCAGCUGCAGCAGAACUGGAGGGCAGUGAAGCGGCGAGAGCGACCCGUCAGGCUGCUGUUUGAAAUCUGCUCCUCUCGGAUCGUUGAACACACUCUGUCCAAAUACGUGGUUUAUGAGGUCGUCGUGAUGCGUUCAGGAAGCUUCGACUCCCGCCGCGUGUCCGUGGAGCGCCGCUACAGCGACUUCUCCCGCUUCCACCACAAACUGCUGGAGGAGUUCAGCGAGGAGCUGGAGGAGGUGCUCCUGCCCCGGAAACUCCUGACGGGGAACUUCAGCCCUGAGGUGAUCUCGGAGCGGCGUGUGUCUCUGCAGGACUACCUGGCUCAGCUGUACUCGGUCCGCUGCGUCCGCCGCUCGCCGCACUUCUCGGCCUUCUUCACGGAGCAGGAGCAGCGGCGGGCGCACAGCCUGCUGCGGGCCGGUCAGUUUCGGCCGGCCGCGGAGCAGCUGCAGGCCGUCUUAGAGAUGCAGGAGAAGCUGUUGCCGUGGCAGAGGCCCACCCUGAUCGUACCGACCCUCUCCGCCGUGGCGGUGUGUUACCGGGACCUGGAGGAACCGGAGCGGGCGUUUGCCGCCGCUCAGAGGGCCCUGCCCCCGGUGAGACGCUACGGCUUGAAGCAGCACCGGGCCGCGCUGCUGGACCUGCUGGUGGAUUUGGGCUAUGAGCUGGGACGUCCUGUGGCCCAGUUACAGGAGGAGCUGACUGUCCUGAGAGACGCUGAGAGGGGGGAGGUGUCCCCACGCUCCCUCAAGGAGCUAGUGGUCCAGGAGUUCACAUGAGGACGAUCCAGGUGAUCCGAACCAACAAAACACUGCAGAGCUGAACCGUCUCAGCCAAUAAACACUCAGCAGACACCUGAUGAGGAACACCUGUGUUCUCACCUCAUGACUGAACUCGUGUGAUGAGCCCCCCCCCCCAAUAUAAUGCCUCACUAGCCAUGACCUCAAUGUGAAGACGCAGAGGAAGAUUAAUAAAAACUGAACUUUAAAGACUUCAAGUUUUCUGGCACAUUCAGCCCCUCCAGGUUUCUCCAUCCUGCCCUCAUGAACCCUUUCCAGGACUCCACCCAUGGAUCCAGGAAGGUGGUCUUCCUGUGUCAGUACACAGAACAGGCAGAGCCACCGGCGGGGUGUCAAUGAGUGUCCCCACACAGCGACGUCCUCAAAGGUUUGCUGUGACCCAAAGACGUCACAUCAGACAGAGAAAAGCAGCUGAAGCAACACCUGAAGAGCAAAAAUUACCUGUUCAUCAAAACAGGUGCUGAUUCAUUACUUUUUUUUUUGCUGUUGUUGAUCAACUAAUUGAUUAAAUGCAUAAUUAUUUCUACAGUAUUAACCUGUCAAACAGUGCUCACACAGGCCUGGACUGUUUACAGAACUAAAGGAAACACAGCUUCCUCUUUCUGAUGAGCUCAAACUGGUCUGUGACUACGACUCUGAACUGGACUGAAUGAAGUGUUUUUCCAUUGGUCCGUAACUUCCUGCUCUUCCCUCUGAUUCUGCAUGAAGGAGUUUGUGAAUCUGUCUCGUUUCACAUGAAACCACAGCAGGAUAGUGAGCUGUGAGGACAGAGACACUCGUACUGUCCUAAUCUAUAAUACUACAAAUCAAUAUGUUUACUGUCUGCGACCAAUAAAGUGACUCUGCACCAUCAUCUCUGCAGAGGAACUAAUGUGUCGUCCUGUUGCUGCUUUUUCAACACAAGUUGGUCAACAGACAAACUGUUUCAACAAACGCAACUGGACUCCAAAAUUACCCAACAUGCUUCACUCUGUGUGUGAAGUACAUAAACAUCAAACAUCAUUAUAAACAUGUCAACGAAAUUCAGGAAAAGUCUAAGCUGAAGCAGUGAAUAUAUACCUGCGUGUGUGUGUGUGUGUGUGUCUUACAUAGUUUACUUGUCUUAUCACUUUUUUAAGAAAUUAAGAUUGUUCCCAAAAAUUCCAAACAUUUAAUAAGAGUAUAAAUUUAAUAAAUAGGGCAUAUAUAUUUUAUUA